AUGGCAAGAAAGCCAGUGCACAUCCUCAUUGUGGGUGCUGGAGCCGUGGGCUGUUUCUACGCGUCGAAACUGCAACAGGAAACGUCGUCGCGCGAUAUCCUGGUCUCGCUCGUGUGUCGCUCGAACUACAAGGCGAUUGCAGCCAACGGGGUGUCGUUGCAAACUCAUUCUUUUGGCAACUAUCACUUUACACCGUACAAGGUGUUUGCUUCGAUUGCUUCGGCAGCUGAUUCGCGCAUCAAAUGGGACUACGUAGUCGUCACCACAAAGGCACUUCCAGACGUGACCAACGAUGCACAUGAUAUUCGACGCUUGGUCACACGUGGACAAGAAGCCAGCUGUAUUGUGCUCAUUCAGAAUGGCGUCGGGAUCGAGGAGGUUCACAGGGCCGAAUUUGCGGACGUCCCGAUAGUCAGUGCGGUCACCGUGAUCAGUGCUGAGCAGAUCAAGCAUGGUGUGGUAAGGCAGAAUCGAUGGACCAGGAUCAGCAUGGGCUGCUAUACCAACGGCCAGGCUAAACCCAACGCGUUGCUUAACGAUCAAAACCUCAUCGAGAGCUUGACGGCGAAAACGGAUCUUCACAUUGCAAAUCUGGUAUCAUGGUUCACAGCAACGGGCAUCAAAGAUGCCGAACACGUAUCCGAGAUCUCGCUCCAACAAACCCGAUGGCACAAACUAUGCAUCAAUGCGUCCAUGAACCCGUCUUCCGUGCUGUCCGGUGGUACCCCCAAUUCGCGCAUGGCACUUGAUCCCGAACUUCGACAACACCUCCACGCUUGCAUGGAUGAAAUCUUCUCCACCGCCCCCAAAAUCCUCGGCAUCGAUUUUGAUCCCAAGAAACAUGCGAGUCCCGAGAGGAUCCUCAAGUCCACAGAGAGGAACACGGCUGGAAAACCGAGCAUGCUACUCGACUGGCAAGCGGCCAGACCGAUGGAGUUGGAGGUGAUUCUCGGAAAUCCGAUCCGCAUCGCCAGAAGGCAAGGACUCGACAUGCCCAGAUUGCAGACCUUGUAUGCCCUGUUAAAGAUGGCGCAAGUGAGGAAGCGCGAGGAUCAGAACGAGGCCAAAGCAAAUUUGUGA
This is a messenger RNA of Mycosarcoma maydis (corn smut), 1080 nucleotides long. RefSeq lists its product as uncharacterized. The record is from RefSeq and is a predicted model, not a curated record. Gene Ontology annotation, molecular function: 2-dehydropantoate 2-reductase activity. Gene Ontology annotation, biological process: pantothenate biosynthetic process. The transcript has a single exon. The coding region runs from base 1 to 1080 and encodes 359 amino acids. Gene Ontology annotation, cellular component: cytoplasm. NCBI's taxonomy places the organism in Eukaryota, Fungi, Basidiomycota, Ustilaginomycetes, Ustilaginales.